Heterobilharzia americana is the source of this 3039-nucleotide messenger RNA. NCBI's taxonomy places the organism in Eukaryota, Metazoa, Platyhelminthes, Trematoda, Strigeidida, Schistosomatidae. The record is from the annotation of a GenBank genome assembly.
GCAUUAAUUUUCGUAAGGAGGUGUGGUUGCUGAGCCCGCGGUUUAUACUUCUGGCGUCCAUGGAACAGGGUAUUCGAUAUCUAUCUGUUCUUGAUCGGGAACAUUGGCGAUUCUUAACAUGCCAGUUCCUGUCGAUGUUGUCAGGCUAUGUAAUGCGAAGAUGCAUACCGCCGUGUACAGAAAAUUCCAAACGUCGUCAUCUGUUUGAGUUUGUCAGCGGAUUUAUAAUUCUUUAUCUUGGUUAUGGAUCGCUUGUUAUUCACAUGUUUGCCCAAGCCAUUCCAGCAUAUAUAAUGAUGGUUCUACUCCCAUUGUCGGUCGCUCAGUAUGGCAUUCUUGUUUUUUCUAUGAUGUACCUAUCUGGUGUGCAUAUCCAUAAAUUUGUCCAAAAUCCUUCAAUUGAUAUUACUGCGCCGUUAAUGGUGCAAACACAAAAGUUGUCUUCCUUAGCCUUUAAUAUCAAUGAUGGUGUACAGUUGGCAAAAAAGGGGAUUGUUGACCGCGACUACCACAAACUUAAUGCUGUCGAAAAGCGACCUCGGCUUCUGCAAUUGGGUGGAUACUUAUUUUCGUUCCAUAACGUUAUGAUUGGCCCCUUCAGUUUCUUCGCUGAUUAUUUAAGAUUUAUCCAAGGUCAGGAGUCGGAACGUUUACUGGACCAAAAUGAAAAAAAGCACUUCGAGGAUAAUAAGGAAGCGAUACGCUCUGCUAAAGCUGAAAAGUGGAAACAGGUGAAACUUCUACUACUUCACACCAUAUUAACGAUAUGGGCAUUGACAAGUUUUAAACCGGAGUACUUUUUGUCGGAUGAUUUUGCAAAAAAAAAUUAUCUUCAAAAAUAUGUUUACUUAUCAAUCGCAUGUUUCGGUUUUCGUCAGAGAUUCUAUUUCGCAUGGACUAUUAGCUGUUUAUCAAAUCUGAUUGCUGGUUUUGGAUUUUCUGGAUUCGAUAGUAAAGGUGAACCUGAAUAUCGUUUCGCUACUAACAUCUACUUCCUGCCUAUUGAACUUGGUACAAGUACAAAAGUCAUCUUAGAUUCAUGGAAUACGGCUACAACACGAUGGUUACGUGAAUGUAUCUACGAUCGUGUGCCGAAACGCUAUGCUGUUUGGGUAGUUUUUAUUGUGUCAGCCAUGUGGCAUGGUUUUUAUCCAGGUUACUAUCUAGCUUUUGUAUCUGCAGCAUUAAUUACAGUAGCUGGAAGAGUAUGUCGGAAACAUCUUAGACCUUAUUUUCUCCAUUCAUCUGGAUUACGUUGUCUUUAUGAUGUGAUUACUAACUUGGGUGCUAUGUUAUGCUUAAAUUAUUUGGGUGUUCCAUUUCUCCUACUAACUACCGACAAGGUGUUGCAUUUCUGGAGUCUUCAGUCGAAAAUUACAAAAUUUAUGAAUAUCGGUCAACGUUUAGAAAUCGGAAAAAACUGAUAAAGUUUGAUCUAUCAGUUAUGUCGCAUAUCCGAAUACUUAAAGAAUGAGUCGUUACUAAAGGAACAUGGGAAAACACAAAAGUUUAUACUGCGUAAGAACUGAAUGGGAUAAGUGUUACAAUUCGGAGUUGAAAGAAUGAACGAUAAUAAUUAACGAUUGCAAGCUGAGGGUUGCGACUAUUGAGUCUGAGUAAUUCGCAGAGGGAAAUCAGAAGAUUGGUAAUCAGCUGGAUUUAUAGCACGUCGAACUGAAAACAUUUACUGGUAAAAACAGGCCCUAUUUGUAGCGUUUACAAUAAUUCUGAAAGACAAGGAAUAAUUAGCACAUUUAAAGGAGCAUGAGCCAAUCAAAACAUUAGUGAGUUAUUUGAAAUGCGAUCCACGUGUAGGUAGUAGAGCGUGAAGAGAAACUGUUUAAAGUAUACAAAUGGAAUAUAAGGCAUAUAGACAACAUCCCCAACAGUAUGAAAAAGAGAAAAUGAACAAUUUGAAGCAUAAGCAAUUAAACUCAAGCAGUGUGAAGGGGUUAAACAAACUUCUUUCUUACUUAAAACUCCAGAGGCUCUAUAUGAGGAUUAUAUAACCGGAAAGAGCCUUUUCGCUAAUUUAUUGCUUGUUCACUGACUGGACUACACCUCUUUUGUGUGCACUGAUAUGAAUCAUUGAUUAUGUAGAACGUAUUAAGUAGGAUUAAAGCAUUUAAUCUGAUGACACAGUUAUUAAUACCUGUGAAUUAUUCAUCCCCCUUUUUUCCCAUCAAAUUUUUUCUAUUGCUUUUCGUUUUCAUGUAGACAAAUGCGUUUUAUUGGACAUAUUGGUCCAUUAGUUUUAAUAAUUGGCCUUCCAUUAAUAUGUGGCAAACCUGGACAGUUGUAGAAUCUGAAUUCAUUUUACUUCUAUGUAUAUAUAUAUUAAACGUGGAGAAAAGAAAAUUAUCAUGACUGUUACUACUACUAAUACUAUAUUGUUUUUCAUCGUUCCUUCUGUGUUAUUCAGUAAAUCCAUCAUUACUCUUAGUGUGCAUAUUGAUGAAGAUAGAAAGAGUUGUUGUGUAUUGUUCGCAUUUCUUACACCUACUUAUUUUGAAACAUUUAUGUCGUAUACGUGUGCGCUACUCUUAUUAUCUAUGACCUUGGGCUUAUAUUAUCCACAUAUUGUAUGCAACGACUAACUCAUACAAAAAAGUGAAAAUAUACACUGAGACACACAAACACACGCACACUUUGAUUGCAUCAUCGUUCUUUUUACGUUCCCAUAUCAUUUAUCAGUCGAUUUAUAUCGCAGUAACAUUCAUUCUUGUAUCUUUUACAGUCUUUAUUUUUCAAUUGCACAGUUUGUGUACUUUUUCUGUUUUGUAUUGUUUGGUAUGUAUAAGACCAGGAGAUAACUAUUUAUUUAAAAGUAUGGAAAGGAACAAAUAUUUAUAUAUGUUCUUUUUAUCAGCAAUCCUUAUCAAUGAUUGUAUUGUUGUUUCUGUUGCCGUGAUUCCAUUCCCUUUGCUUUCUGUGUAAAUGAUGUAUGUGAAACGAUAAAACCUUAUGAAAGUCAUAAUGCCUAAAGAGCAUGACUAGAUUAAAAAGGGAAAUAAAUACUAAUUGAUAUUUUUACUAAUG